UCUGCCCUUCUAGGACUAGAAGGCACACAUAGAUUCAUACAGACAUGCACACAAACACACGCACACACACCCAAAGCACAUAUGAAUGCUCCACACUGUGUACAUUUGCAUGCAUGCAUAUAUGAGUACAAACAUUCUGAAACAAGGACCAGACCCAGAAAGAUUUUAACACUUUCCAGUAAGUCGUUGAUAAAAAAAAAAACGCAAUGAAGACACUUUGGCUUUUAUUAACUCUUCUUCUGACAGUCUGCCUAGGGGUCUUUUGCAGAAACCAGGAGGAAAAACUUAUUAAGCACUUGUUUGAAGAACGUGGGUACAAUAAAGAGGUGCGGCCAGCCAAAUCCAAGAAUGAACCUGUUGAUGUGUACCUUGCAUUAACUCUCUCCAAUCUCAUCUCUUUGAAAGAAACUGAUGAAACUCUGACUUCCAAUGUGUGGAUGGAACACGGUUGGUAUGACCACAGGCUAACAUGGAAUACAUCUUUGUUUGAUGACAUUUCUAUACUUCGACUACCUGCAGACAUGGUGUGGCAACCACAGAUUGUGCUGGAGAACAACAAUGACGGACAGUUUCAAGUCGCAUAUUACUGCAACGUACUGUUGUACCCUAAUGGCUACGUCUACUGGUUACCACCAGCUAUCUUCCGUAGCACCUGCUUAAUCAAUGUAAACUUCUUCCCCUUUGACUGGCAGAACUGCAGUUUAAAGUUCAGGUCACUAGCAUACAGUGCAAAGGAGAUCACAAUGCACUUGAAACUGGAGAAAGAAAUGAAUGGAGAGAACAACACAAGGGACUAUCCUGUGGAAUGGAUAAUCAUUGAUCCAGCUGGUUUUACUGAAAAUGGUGAAUGGGAAAUAAUUCAUAUGCCAGCACGAAAAAACAUUGAUAAAACAGUCCCUCUUGACAGCUGCACCUACCAAGACAUCACUUUUUACCUGAUCAUCAAAAGAAAACCAUUGUUCUACAUCAUCAACAUCAUCAUCCCUUGCAUCCUCAUCUCCUUCCUGGCAUCACUGGUCUACUACCUGCCUGCUGACAGUGGAGAAAAGAUGACGAUGUCAGUUUCUGUACUGCUGGCACAAGCUGUCUUUCUUCUACUGGUCUCCCAGCGGCUCCCAGCAACUUCAUUUGCUGUCCCUCUCAUUAUAAAGUAUAUCAUCUUUAUGAUGGUUCUGGUAACCAUUGUUGUAGUCAGCGCUGUCAUUGUGCUGAAUCUCCACUUCCGUACACCAAGUACCCACACAAUGAAUAAAUGGAUCAAAAAGUUCUUCCUGGACAAGCUACCACAAUUUCUGCACAUGUCCAAGCCAGCAGCUAGUGACACACAUCUACAAAAUGGAGCUCUUCAACGGCGAAGUAGCUCAGUUGGUUACAUUGUGAAAGCUGAAGAAUACUUCACGGUGAAGUCCCGCAGUGAUUUAAUGUUUGAGAAGCAGUCAGAGCGUCAUGGCCUGACAAGCCGGAUUACCCCAAGAUAUAACUGUUCCCUAGGAUGUGGUGAUAAGGUGACAGAUCAGCUCUAUGCAGAAUUAAAGCCAGCCAUUGACAACACCAAUGUGAUCGUCAAACACAUGAGAGAGAAGAACGACUACAGUGAGGAAAAAGAUAAUUGGAAUAGAGUUGCUCGGACAGUGGAUCGUCUUGGCCUUUUCCUUAUGACUCCAACCAUGAUUCUGUGGACAAUGUGGAUCUUUUUGUUGGGUACCUACAAUCACCCCCCACCACUGCCUUUCCAAGGCGACCCUUUUGACUAUAAAGAGGUGCACAGACGCUUCAUUUAAAGGAUUUGCUAAUUCAUCAGGAAUGGGAUGGCUUCAUUUUACUGCAUUCAUCUGCAGUUCACUUUCUGUCUGCCAUUUUUUUAGCAUUAAUGACUUUUAAUUUUUAUUCAGAUGUUUUGCAUGUGUAUUAUUUUAUUUCUUUCACGUUUUUCAUUUCCUUUUGUUUGCAAGAGGCCAGUUUCAAAUUUUGUGUUACUAAAUAUUUUCUGAAAGUAUUUUCGAUGAAUAAAGAACAGCAUAAUUAAAUAUGAAUGCAACAUUUCUGGCAAAGUAUGCCUGUGUUUUAAUAGUAGUUGAGGGCAUCAGGAAACAUUUACUAUUUUGCAAUGACAAAUAAGGUUUCAUUUUAUCAAUUCUGUUGAGCACUGCAGUAAAAACAGAAAGGUUUAGAAGAAGGGAAGGAACAAACACACACCAAAGAUGAUAGACUUUGCAUGAUAUUCAUAGUACAGUGGGGUAUGUAUGUUGGUUGCACACAACCACAGGUGAUAUGCAAUUCAGACGUAAGCUGUAGUCAUGUGCAAUGGUAGGAAAGUCAAAGAACUUCCUAGGCAAAUGAAAUAUAAUGACAUGUAAAUAAUUCACAUUUUGCACAAAUUUCUCAACUAUGCAAAUAAGGUAUUAUUCUUGCCUUUUGCAAUUCAGAGUUGCAAUUUGCUACACACGUCUGUGUUGUGAAUUUGCCUACUAAAAUUGAAUCCAUGCCUUUUCCAGUCACUUUGCAAUUAUUUAAGAUGUUCUGCUGUUACUGUAUCCUACUUUGAGCUGCUUUCUUCUGUUGUACCACAACCCAGUGCAAUUUGUAGCACUCAAUGGCCUUGGAGAAGUAGACACAAAUAAUUAACCAUUCCACCUUAGCAAAGCAAGAGCUGCUUGACCAAUUUAUAGUGGACAGGGAGUAUAAAAAGGCUUUAUUGAGCUUUUAUGUCCCACAGAUUGGAACAUUUUGUUACAACAUAUGUAUAGCCCUUACUGUACUUUCUAUGGUAACCCUUCAGACUGCAGACAUGUUGGGUUUUUCACUGACCUUUGUCCCAAGGAUACAGCAUAUACUCCUAGCCCAUGUGGAUGAGCAUAUCUAUUUGCCAGUGUUACCACAGGACCAAAGCUAAAACAACUUGUGUGUGUUAAAUGGAACAGUUCAUCUUCCUGAGGGUGCUCGGUGGUUUAGAUCACAUCCAUGUGGCUAUUAAAUCCCCAUCUGGACCACAGUGGGAGAGGUACCACAAAAAUGAAAGGUUACCAUUUUAUCAACUGCCAGGUAGUAUGUGAUGCACAUGGCUGUAUCACCAACAUACUGGCCUAGCAUUCAGGUAGCAGCCAUGAUUCCCACGUGUCCCACAAGUUCACUUUACUAUACCCUGCAUGGUACAAACUCUCAUGGACACUUAGCUGGAAAGCACACCCAAAACAACUUUGCUCCCCAUGACUAUUUCUCUAUAUAUUCACUACAUUUUAAAUGACUAACCAACCCAUCUUCAUGUGUCCCCUUCCAGUUAUGUUAUCCAGGUGAUGAAGGCUACUCGUUUGAAUUUUGUUAAUGACACCACUCCAUAACCUGCAGGAAGCUGCAGAGGAGUGCACAAAACUAUUUCUGCUGCUGCUGAAUGAGUCUGGAAGGACCUACAGUAUGAUUCUCCUACUCCAUGUAGAACAUUUUCUGCUUGUUGCAUUCUGCAGCUACAUAACAUGAUUAUGCAUUGGUCUGACUGAUGCUGUUAGUGUAGCUUGUUCUAUCCUUUGUUCCACCACUGACAACAGUAAAAGUGGUAGGAAAAUGGCAGUAGAAUGGCUUUCUCUCAGGCAGACUCAUGCACAAUACACAGUAACUCAGACAAAGAGUAGCAUCUAAUCGCCAGCUAUGGGAUAUGAAAAUCAAUAUGUAACACUGUAGUUACAAAGAUAAUACUUUGUUCAUGUAGUGCUACAUGUGGGCUCUGUUGAGUGGUGCGUGAUCAACUUGCACUGUACAUCACACAAUCCUCCAGACAUCAUAUACAAACAUGUAGUUUAUAUGGUCAUAUCAUUUGAAGAAUGUUUACUGGUCAAUGGCACAAGUACAAAUUAUAUCAACAUGGUGGAGUGGUAGACACUGGCCAGGAUGUGAAAUGCUGCAUAUAGACAUAGUUGCCUUUUGUUUUUUUGAUUCAUGCUGAAGAUUUGUACUGUUGUACACAUACCUUAUGUAUCCAUAAAAUGGUUUCCUAUAAUGCUCAGUAUCUUUAUAUAAAUUUUCUUUAAAUUCUUCUUGAUCUUUUCUUGUAGUGUGUUUAAUGUUUCUGUUCAGCUUGUUUAUGUCAGUUUUCAAAGUUAUAGUCUUACCUCUUUUCCAUUUCUUAUAUAUUUCUUUUGUCUCCCACCUCUUAUUAAUAUGGAAAUAUAUCCUGCCGUCAUGUGCCUGGAUUCUGGUGUUAAAACUUUUAUUUUUGCAUUUAAAAAAAUCUCU
Messenger RNA from Protopterus annectens (West African lungfish), 4227 nucleotides. RefSeq names its product cholinergic receptor nicotinic delta subunit (gene CHRND). The transcript is spliced from 12 exons. Gene Ontology annotation, biological process: signal transduction; nervous system process; regulation of membrane potential. The record is from RefSeq and is a predicted model, not a curated record. Gene Ontology annotation, cellular component: synapse; postsynaptic membrane; neuron projection. The coding region runs from base 207 to 1781 and encodes 524 amino acids. Gene Ontology annotation, molecular function: acetylcholine-gated monoatomic cation-selective channel activity; transmembrane signaling receptor activity. NCBI's taxonomy places the organism in Eukaryota, Metazoa, Chordata, Ceratodontiformes, Protopteridae.